Molecule: messenger RNA, 501 nt
Organism: Octopus sinensis (East Asian common octopus)
Lineage: Eukaryota; Metazoa; Mollusca; Cephalopoda; Octopoda; Octopodidae
Product: protein FAM200A-like
Exons: 1
Coding region: 1-501 (166 amino acids)
Source: RefSeq, a predicted model, not a curated record
AUGAAAUCUCAUACCAUCGCUGAAACUGUAAUUUUACCUGCAUGCCAGGAAAUAGUGAGGAUAAUGUUUGGAGAGGAUGCUGUAUCAGAUCUAAAUAAAAUUCCAUUUUCUGACAACAUAAUAAGUAGGCGCAUUCAAGACAUGUCAGGAGACAUUGAGUGCAAUAUUAAGUCAAAAAUACUGAAACAUAAGUUGUUUGCACUUCAAGUUGAUGAGAGUACAGACAUCACUGGUAAAUCACAGCUCCUUGUAUUUGUUCGUUUUAUUAAUGAUGAAACUAUUGUAGAAGACGUCCUGUAUUGCAAAGAGUUGCCAGAAACAAGAAAAGGACAAGAUGUAUUUGAUGUUUUAAAUUCAUAUUUAGAGUAUUGUGGAUUGAACUGGAAAAACUGUGUUGGUAUUUGUACAGAUGGUGCCCCUGCAAUGACAGGAUGUCUUAAAGGCUUUGUCCCAACCGCACAAAAACAAAAUUCAAAUGUUUCAUUCAUAGAGAAGCACUAG